AUGACCACAGAGAGUUUUGCAGAGUUCCUGAACAAACUCAAGGAAAUCCAUGAGAAAGAGGUCCAAGGGCUGCAAAGCAAGCUGACGGAGCUGACGACGGAGAAGUGCCGUGAUGCUCAGAGAAUCGAGGAGUUGUUUGCUAAAAAUCACCAAUUAAGGGAACAACAGAAGGUCCUUAAAGAAAACGUGAAGGUGUUAGAAAACAGGCUGCGAGCAGGUCUCUGUGACAGAUGUAUGGUCACCCAGGAGCUGGCAAAAAAGAAGCAGAAUGAGUAUGAGACCUCCCAUUUCCAGAGCCUGCAGCACAUCUUCAUCCUCACAAAUGAGACAAACCGCCUGAGGGAGGAGAACAAAACUCUCAAGGAAGAACUGAAGAGGCUCCGGAGCCUGGAGGACAGGACAAAGCAGCCAGGAUGCACCUCCAGGGAAAGCAGCUCUACACCCAGCUCCCCCCUGGCUCUGCUCACUGAGAAAACAGGUUCCAGGGGAGCAGAAGAAGCCCACCAGGAUGUUCCAGGCCUUGAGCUGGGAGAAGAAAAGCCUGCAGGGCAGAGGAGCCCUCCAAGCAGUAGGACUUCCCCACGCACUGUCCUCCAAGAAGUCAGCCUCACUGAAAUGGCAUCCCAGAGGAUUGCAAACCGGCUGCACGGAACCAUUGCCUUGGUGAGACCCGGCUCCAGACCCUGCCUGCUGGAGAGAAGUCCUUCAAGGGCAGCAGUGUCCCCACCAGCCAGGAAGACUCCUCUCCCACCGGAGCGCGAGCACAGCCCCAGCCUUGAGGCUUAUUUAACAGCCAGCAAAACGGACUCCCCCAAGGUUGCUGCCUCCUACGAGAACCUGAAGCUGACAGCCAGGAGGGAGCAGCUCUGCCUCCUCCACAAGCACCUUUCCCUGCAUCCGCUGGGGCUGCCGAGCAACUGUGCCUCGGCCGAGCAGGAUGGCAGCAGCUUCUCCAAACACCUGCCCAGGGCCAAAGAUGCUGACAGCAGGACACGGCUGUGUGAUGGCUGGGAAGACCGAGCAGCCUUGCUGAAGCUCCCUGCUGCCAUGGUGUACGUGAGGGAUCAGCACCUGGAGGAGAAGCUGCACCUCCUCAAGCACAGGGAGCGGCUGCAGCAGCUGCUCCUGCAGCAGUGCCAGCCCGGCCAGCGGGCAGAGGGGGAGCCAAGGCCUGUGCCCCACGAGCGGCCCCUCUCCCCGUGGGCAAACAUCACGCUGGGAUGCAAGGAGGAGAGGUCCUUCCUGGAGGAUGCUGCAGAUGGGAAGGAAGAGAAAGAGCUUUGGCUGAGCCAGGACGGCUCCGAGCUCCGAGAAAAAGCGGAGGUGGCCAGGGAUGAUGGUGCAGAUGCUCCUCUGGAUCUGUCAGACUCCAGCCGUGGCAGGGACAUGGGCUGGCACCGCCGGCGGGAGCUGAGGGGGGCAACCAGCCCACGGCUGAGCCCUGGGGACAGCCCUGCUCUGCCCGCAGCCCCCGGCCCCCACGGGAGGCAUGAGGCAGGGAGGGACAAACUGCCCUUCCCCGGCUGCUGGCCCAAGGCUCCCCGGGCACUGCCUGCUGCUGUCAAGGAGGAGGAAAAGGAGGAUGAGGAGGAUGAAGCUGUGCUCACUCUCUCCCGGACACAUCCGACAAACAAGUCCUUGCCAAGUGACCCAGAGGCCCUUCCAGAGAUUGGGAAGAGACUGGCUGUCAGUGCACAAAAGGAAGAAGCAGAUGACGACGAUGCUGAGUCUGAGAAGCAGGAAUCUGAUGAGCCAGACACGACGGACAGUGAGGUGGCUGCCCCAUAUGAAGAUGAUAUCCUACCAGAAGCCCAGGCUGAUGGAAAAUAUUUUUGCACCAAAGACAAAGCACUGCAGAAGAAGAGAAAAAGAGGACAAGAUUCCUGGACAAAAGGAGGCAAGAGGUCAAUGAGAGGAAGAAAGAAAGUCAGAGUGGAGCAGUGCUCAGAGGGGAUCACAAAGGAACUGGAGAACUGCUCUGCUUCCCACAACGAUUCCUCUGAGGAGACCUAA
Molecule: messenger RNA, 2013 nt
Organism: Chaetura pelagica (chimney swift)
Lineage: Eukaryota; Metazoa; Chordata; Aves; Apodiformes; Apodidae
Gene: RBBP8NL
Product: RBBP8 N-terminal like
Exons: 14
Coding region: 1-2013 (670 amino acids)
Biological process (GO): double-strand break repair via homologous recombination; DNA double-strand break processing involved in repair via single-strand annealing
Cellular component (GO): site of double-strand break
Molecular function (GO): flap-structured DNA binding; single-stranded DNA binding; Y-form DNA binding
Source: RefSeq, a predicted model, not a curated record